Messenger RNA from Carassius auratus (goldfish), 1624 nucleotides. RefSeq names its product forkhead box protein E4-like. The coding region runs from base 203 to 1471 and encodes 422 amino acids. Gene Ontology annotation, biological process: cell differentiation; anatomical structure morphogenesis; regulation of transcription by RNA polymerase II. NCBI's taxonomy places the organism in Eukaryota, Metazoa, Chordata, Actinopteri, Cypriniformes, Cyprinidae. Gene Ontology annotation, molecular function: DNA-binding transcription factor activity, RNA polymerase II-specific; RNA polymerase II cis-regulatory region sequence-specific DNA binding. The record is from RefSeq and is a predicted model, not a curated record. The transcript has a single exon.
CGAGGCGGCCCGUGUCGUCACUCUGCCCGCUCUAUAAAACUCCCCCCGACUCACUCACCUGGUUAGACAAACACCUCUGUAAUCUACAGCUGUGCGCACGCUUUUGUUAUUGUCAAUACUUUUAACAGCUUCUUUAGUUGGCAAAUUGAAGGAAUUUUUAAAUUCUGACAGCCCUAAAAGUUUUAAAAUACCAUUUUUGUUUAUGAAUCUUGCAAGUUUUUCGUAUUUCACGGGCAUGUGUAACAUGACGGCAGAGUCCCAGCACUCACCCGCCGAGGCGGCCAGUCCAGUGGUGGUGUCUCCCAACGUGAGCCUGGACUCCCCGAUUCCUCUUCCUCCACCAGCGUUAAACCACCAAGCUCGAACCAAGGACGGUGUUCUCAUCAAAGCAGAGCUCCGGGGCAGCAGUCCAAAUACAGACAGGGAGGAAGGGGCUUCAUUGGGUCAAACAGAGGAACAUCUGCCCGCCACUGGCAGCCGGCGGAGGAAAAGGCCAGUGCAGCGAGGUAAACCUCCCUACAGUUACAUCGCACUGAUAGCAAUGGCUAUCGCCAAUUCACCUGAGAGAAAACUCACUCUAGGCGGCAUCUAUAAGUUCAUCAUGGAACGCUUUCCUUUUUACCGCGAGAAUUCCAAGAAGUGGCAGAAUUCCAUACGGCAUAACCUCACCCUCAACGACUGUUUUGUGAAGAUCCCGCGUGAGCCCGGUAGGCCCGGCAAAGGAAACUACUGGACGCUCGACCCUGCCGCUGAGGACAUGUUCGACAACGGGAGUUUCUUGCGACGGAGGAAGCGCUUCAAGCGGACUGAUGUGAGCACAUAUCCAGGGUACAUGCAGAACUCGAGCGCUUUCACGCCCACAUCUAUGGGUAGACAGGCGUACACCAACACUUUGUACCCGGGUGUAACGUCUGGCUACGGGACUCAGUUGGCUGGGUCCCCGCACCCGGCGAUGCUGCAUCACUAUCAGGCAUCAGCCGGGGUCACGCAGGGCCAGCCUAGGAUGUUCAGCAUUGAUAACAUUAUUAAUCAGCAGAUCAUGAUGCAAAGUGGAGGAGAUCUCAACCCGCAGUCUCUGGGACUGGGUGUUGGAGACUUGGGUGCCAUGACCUCCAGCUGUUCCGUAUCCACCUCAGACCCGACCUGCUUUCAGACACAACCGAUAAAUCCAAUGAGCAACAUGCUGAACAGGAACACUGGACCUCUUGCUUCAAACAUGACAACCAGCUACACGUACCCCUCCUCGGCUUCGCCCACUCACCUGUCCGGGGUCACGCAGUCCAGCUUCUCACCGGGAGGUUCACAGGUGUACUGUACGGGAAACAGGAUUUCGCUGCCCCCUGUGCGUUCUGGGUCGUGUGCAGAUCAUACAGAACCACUUUUAGGUCUCUCCGGACCAACAAUGAACUCGUACAAUAAUUCAUAUAUGAGACAAGCCAAUUUUGCCUCAGGACUGGAGCGAUACAUGUGAAAAUGGCCCCAAGAUUGAGUUUUUGUUAUGUAACAAAAGUUGUGUACCGUGUGACAGAAUUAACCAUUUGUAUAAAAUGUAUAAUUACAGUUCUGUUAUUGAUAUGUAAUCCGAAACAUUUGUUUGACUUGAUAUCAGUGGACCAGCAACCCC